GGCUGAGCUCAGAUGUUGUUGUUUUACUGACAUGAGAGAAUUCGUCCUGAUGAUCUGCGACAUGUUUCCCUCUCAGAACAAAGGAUCAAAGCCGCUUCUGCUUUAAACUUCUCCAGCAGGUAUUUUCUCUCUGCUCUCUUCUCUCUGACGAAACCUCCUCAAAGCCACAGUGCAGACUUCCUGGACGCCAUGAUUCACUGACGUCAUUUUGAAGUAUUGUAGUGUUUAGCCGGGCCAGUCCACGGCCAUGCCGCGAUCAAAUGGCUUCUCCGUCAACGCAGCGUCUUCAGACGAGAGCGAGGACGUGGAGGACGUGGAGCCGCUCCUCCAGACAGACGCAGUUCCUCCUCAGUGCUGCUCCGCUCGGCUCAACCUCGCCGUGCUCAUGUUCUUCGGGUUCUCCGUGGUCUACGGCCUCCGCGUCAACCUCAGUGUUGCCAUGGUCGUCAUGGUGAACACCACCGAGCCCACACCGGCCCCCAACACCUCCAUCGUGCACGCGUGUCCGAUGCCGGCUGGGAUGGAGAACGCCAGCGACACGUUCCCACAACCAGAGGGGGUCCCUCAGUAUCCCUGGGACUCGGAGACUCAGGGCUGGCUCCUGGGCGCCUUCUUCUUCGGCUACCUGUGCACGCAGAUCCCGGGGGGCUACCUGGCCGGUCUCUACGGGGGGAAGCUCUUCAUGGGUCUGGGGGUGCUGGGCACGGCUGCUCUCACGCUCCUCACCCCCCUGGCUGCUCAGCUGGGUGUGACCUGGCUGUUUGCACUACGGGCGCUGGAGGGCUUUGGCGAGGGUGUCACGUUCCCGGCCAUGAUGGCGAUGUGGGCUCGCUGGGCCCCCCCACUGGAGCGCUCCAGCCUGAUCACCAUGUCGGGAUCCGGGGCGAGCUUCGGCGCCUUCGUGGCUCUGCCGCUCACGGGCUUGAUCUGCCAAACACUGGGCUGGCCCGCGGUGUUCUACCUCUGUGGAGGAGCCGGCUGCCUCUGGGCCGUCUUCUGGUUUCUUCUCGUGUCAGACGACCCUCACACACAUCCUCGAAUCAGCGAAGAGGAGAGAGAUUACAUCAGGAACUCUAUUGGGCCUCAGGGCACAGGUCACGGCUGGUCCGUCCCCGUGCUGCCCAUGCUGCUGUCCGUCCCCCUGUGGGCCAUCAUCGUCACCCAGAUGUGUGCAAACUGGUCCUACUACACCCUGCUCACCUCCCUGCCCACGUACAUGAACAACAUCCUGCACUUUGACCUCAAAUCGAAUGCCUUCCUGUCCGCUCUGCCGUUCCUCGGUGGCUGGUUGCUCUCCGUGCUGUCGGGCUUCGUGGCCGACAGCCUCAUCGAGAGGCAGCUGCUCAGCGUCACCGCCGUGAGAAAGAUCUUCACUGUCACAGGUCUGUUGUUUCCCUCAGCUUUCCUCGUGGCUGUGGCGUACGCCGGCUGCAGCCACGUCCUCACCGUCACCUUCCUCACCCUCUCCAUGACCACCGGGGGGGUCAGCAGCGCCGGAGUCUUCAUCAAUCAGAUAGACAUCGCCCCUCGAUACGCAGGAUUUCUUCUGGGAAUCACCAACACGUUCGGGACCAUCCCCGGUGUCGUGGCGCCGAUAGCGACCGGAUACUUCACCAAACACCACACGAUGGCGGGCUGGCAGACGGUGUUCUGGGUCGCGGCCGGGAUCAACGCCGGCGGCGCUCUCGUCUUCGCGAUAUUCGGCAGCGGGAAGAUUCAGCCGUGGGCCGUCACGGAGGAGGAGAGGGCGGAGGUGGAGGGGAAGAGGAGCAGCUCCAUCUCAACGUAGAAGAAACACAUAAUAAUCCAGCUCACUUUUUUUACAUAGAGAGAAAAAUACAAUCAACAGGAUGUAUUUGAACCCAGUUUUACUAGAAACAGAGACGGUUCUACCUCCGACUUUUAAACAUGCGUCUCUGGUCUUUGAAAGUUAAAAGAAAGAGAUUUUUAGUUCAUUUGCACAAAGACUUUGCAAUGAUGGAGCAGUUUUAUCACGUUUCAAGUCGAUAAGAGAAAAGCAGAUUCUCUUAGUGUUGAAGUCAAAUGGACAGAUUUACUAUUUGCAUUGACACGAUUCAACAGCUGCUGACUAAUCGUUUUUUAAUGGUACGGCUCUUAAAAUAUGACCGAUGUGAUAUUUACAUGACUACUUUGUGCCUAGUUUUCCUUGGACAGUGAAGAAAAUGUGACCAAGUGUUUUGUGAUGAGACCACAUUUCUCAAGCUGCUUUGUUUCCGAAGCCUUUUCCACUAAGACACCAAAAAGCCUUAUGUUCUAUGAGACUGCCAAUGUUUUCCAAAACAAACUUUCAGGGAGAGUUUUCUUUUUAUUUAUUAUUCAGAGAAUCACUUAAGUUUUUAGGCUCAACUUCCAAAGCAAUGACUGGAUUUGUUCAGGUCACUUUUCCACCAAGAUGCUGCCAUUAUGGUUUAUUUCUUUAAAUGCAAUAUUUAUUGUUUUUAUGCCACACGAAUUGGACCUGAAACGCUGAGUCGCUCAUCUUCGAGGACACAAGUCUACGUUCCGAUCAUUUCUCUAAAGCUGCGGAUCAGCUUCACUGCCUCUGGGAAGUUCUGUGUGUUAGACACAGGUCGUCAAAAUAUCAUUUAGUGACAUGUCACACUGGGAAAUCCCAAAAGUCAAAUGUGAUGGGUACUUCCGUUUCCAGGGGGGGGGGGGAAUAACAACACUAGUGAUCUCAUAUAGUAUCUGAAGAUCCACUUCCAUGUUCAGGUACAUUGUCUCGUUAUUUUAUUGUUAAGUUUUUUAAUGAACUGGUACCAGAAUCAGCGUCAGGAAGAGCUACUGGUGUUGGAUCAUCUCUCGCUCUUACACUCUUAUAUCAAAGUGCACUGGGACUGUAAAGAUAUGAUGUUUCUGAGCAGAUGUAAUAAUGAAUUUAUCUUCUCGGUGCUUUGUAACAUGUGCAAUUUUUCACAGAAACAGCCUUUUAGUGUUUUAGUUUCAUUUACUGUGGAAAGAGUCUGUGGAUUCGGACAGCAGCAGCAGCAGGAGGAGACGCACGUGCACAUGUUGAUGUUCUGACACUGAACCACUGGUGGUGAUGUCACACCUCUUCUUCUUCUUCUUCUUCUUCUUCUUCUUC
Molecule: messenger RNA, 3106 nt
Organism: Limanda limanda (common dab)
Lineage: Eukaryota; Metazoa; Chordata; Actinopteri; Pleuronectiformes; Pleuronectidae
Product: sialin
Exons: 12
Coding region: 248-1789 (513 amino acids)
Biological process (GO): transmembrane transport; monoatomic anion transport
Molecular function (GO): transmembrane transporter activity
Source: RefSeq, a predicted model, not a curated record